UCAUCUUUUUUCUUUGUUUUGUUUGCAAAAAGGUUAGGUUCUGAUUAUUACAUAUUUGUCGAGCAUUUUUUUUAUGUAAACCCAGUUUUCUUCUUUCCACUUGAUGCUGAAAUUGAAUUUUUUUCAAUGGUUUUGUGUUAGUAAUAUAGGUUUGUUGAAGUUAGUAUUCAUUGAAUUUUUUUUGUCUUUAAAUUGCAUUAGAUUCUCCUAUAUUGCAAUAUGCUUCCUUGCAUUGGUGCAUCGGUUGAAUAAAAUUAAUGUUGAGAAGGCUGUGAAGUAUAUAGUUAGUUGCAAAAACCUGGAUGGUGGAUUUGGAUGUACACCAGGUGGAGAGUCUCAUGCUAGGCAAAUUUUCUGUUGUGUGGGAGCUCUUGCUAUUACAGGGUCUCUGCAUCAUAUCGACAAAGACCUUCUCGGGUGGUGGUUGUGUGAGCGGCAAGUCAAAUCUGGAGGUCUUAAUGGGCGCCCAGAGAAACUUCCAGAUGUCUGCUAUUCAUGGUGGGUCCUUUCUAGCCUGAUCAUGAUUGACAGAGUACAUUGGAUUAACAAGGAAAAACUUUUGAAGUUCAUCUUAGACUGCCAGGAUGUAGAAAAUGGAGGAAUUUCAGAUAGACCAGUUGAUGCAGUUGAUGUCUACCACACAUACUUUGGUGUAGCUGGUGGUUUUGGUGGCAACAUUGGGCAUGAUCCACAUGUAAUGUAUACCCUAAGUGCUGUGCAAGUUUUAGCCCUCUUUGACAAGCUUGAUGUUAUAGACGUUGAGAAUGUGUCAAAUUACAUUUUAGUGAAAGAAAAAUCAAACAAAAGGAAGAAUAAAAGGUCUGAGUUCAGGUCUUUUUAA
Messenger RNA from Humulus lupulus (European hop), 841 nucleotides. RefSeq names its product geranylgeranyl transferase type-2 subunit beta 1-like. The record is from RefSeq and is a predicted model, not a curated record. Gene Ontology annotation, cellular component: Rab-protein geranylgeranyltransferase complex. The transcript has 6 exons. Gene Ontology annotation, molecular function: Rab geranylgeranyltransferase activity. Gene Ontology annotation, biological process: protein geranylgeranylation. NCBI's taxonomy places the organism in Eukaryota, Viridiplantae, Streptophyta, Magnoliopsida, Rosales, Cannabaceae. The coding region runs from base 104 to 841 and encodes 245 amino acids.